This is a messenger RNA of Pistacia vera, 751 nucleotides long. Its product is annotated as CASP-like protein F16. Bases 128 to 751 code for a protein of 207 amino acids. Lineage: Eukaryota; Viridiplantae; Streptophyta; Magnoliopsida; Sapindales; Anacardiaceae. The transcript has 3 exons. The record is from RefSeq and is a predicted model, not a curated record.
ACUCUUCUUCUUCUUCAAGUACCUUCAGCUAGCAAGUUUCUCUACUUCUUCUUAUUGCAUUUUCACCAAAAGAUUAUUCGUUUAGAGUGAUUUUAUACAAUAUUUUCAGUUGAAUUUGAAGAUUACGAUGGAGAAGAUAGAGAAGGGAAACAAUGGCGCCCCUAUUGGCCAAUCUCCACUGCCGAUGCUGCAGGGAUCCAGGGAUGAAGACGAUAUGCCGGCGGUGCGGACGGCGGAGCCCUUGGCAAGAUUGGUGCCAAUGGCUUUAUGUGUUGCGGCCCUGGUGGUCAUGCUAAAAAAUUCUGAGACUAAUGACUUCGGCUCUCUUUCCUAUUCCGACCUUGGAGCUUUCAGGUAUUUAGUGCACGCCAAUGGGAUUUGUGCUGGUUAUUCUCUUCUUUCAGCUAUUAUCGCAGCCAUGCCUCGCCGCUUCACCAUGUCUCAAGCCUGGACUUUCUUCUUCCUUGACCAGGUGCUGACUUACUUGAUUUUGGCUGCCGGAGCGGUGGCAGCCGAGGUGCUGUACCUGGAACAAAAGGGAGAUUUAGCCAUCACCUGGAGUGCCGCUUGCGGCACAUUCGCCGGAUUCUGCCACAAAGCCACAGCAUCAGUAAUCAUCACAUUUGUUGCAGUUGCUUGUUAUGCAGUGCUUUCACUCGUCUCCUCUUACAAACUCUUCAGCAAAUAUGAUGCUCCCGUCACCUAUCCAACCACCAAAGGGAUUGAAAUCCCUGCUGUUUUCCAUAUCUGA